Prunus armeniaca (apricot) is the source of this 228-nucleotide messenger RNA. The record is from the annotation of a GenBank genome assembly. NCBI's taxonomy places the organism in Eukaryota, Viridiplantae, Streptophyta, Magnoliopsida, Rosales, Rosaceae.
AUGAACAUGAAGCAUAUGGAGAGGCCUAGCCAUGCCACAUUACAUUAUUAUAGUCCAAGGUCGACAAGGAACAAUGCUUUCAUAAAAGCAUAUAGUCCAAGUGCCCAUCAUUUUGGGCAGAUCCUGCCGUUCAGUCCAAAGAUCAAAGGGCCCAGCAGGAGACUACCCCAUAGCCCCUCAUUUGGGUUCACCCCUGCCACGUGGAGGGACAAGAUCCAAGGGGUUUAG